Molecule: messenger RNA, 2898 nt
Organism: Oryzias latipes (Japanese medaka)
Lineage: Eukaryota; Metazoa; Chordata; Actinopteri; Beloniformes; Adrianichthyidae
Product: SCAN domain-containing protein 3-like
Molecular function (GO): protein dimerization activity
Source: RefSeq, a predicted model, not a curated record
UGAGCUGACAGCUGCUUUGUAGCUACACUAGUUCCGUAGAAACAGACAGAGGAUGAGAAACUCAUAAAAUAAAGGAAAAUAAGGAAAAAAAUUCAACAGAUCACAGAGUUUCUUGUGGAGAAGGAUCGGCAGACAGAUGCAAAAAGUGAGGACAAAUAUGUUUUUAAAUGUUUGCUUUUUAAAAAAAUAACAUGGGAGUAAAAGUGGAUGAAAAUGUAAGUAAAAUCAUUUUUUUAUUUUUAUGAUAAUUUUCACAGACAAUUUGUGAUAACUUAAUAAAGCUCCAGAAUUUGAAGUUGGAAAAAUACCAGAAAUCGUUACUGAGGGUCAAAUGUGUACUGAACACAUCUUUAUUCUUAAAGUGCAUAUGACUAAUUUUUUAACCAAGGAGAGUGUUCUAUCCAUCUAUAAAAGAAGUAUUCUCUGUAGGACAAAUUUGAUUUUGUGUAUUUUAUAAGAUGUUAGCUGUUGUUGGAUUAAUGGUUAAAUAUUUAGCUCUUUCAUUGUAAAUUUGACUCCAGAGGAGUCAGUGCCUCACCAGUCAUCAACCUCACCAAACGUCACUGCUUUGGACAGCUGCAAGACCAUGUUCUUUCUUGGACUCCAACUUGUCUUGGAGUCUUACCGCAGACUGAUUGCACAAUGUCCAUUUUAUUUGUGUUAAAACUGUCGAAGAUUUUUAUUUUCUGUCCUCUGACUCGCAGCACAGUGCCGUUGACAUUCUAGUGUGGUAAUUGUUCUCUGAUGGUACUUUUUAUAGAAUAAACGGGAGAUCCUGAUUACAAGAGUGAAGAAAGCAAUUGCAGAAAACAUGGAGAAGUUUUUAAAACGAAAAAAUGAAGUACAAAGUUAUGCCAGUCCCUCUUCAAAGGCGAAAUUUAUACGAAAAUACAACCCAGAUUUGAUCAAUUUCGGCUUUGUGAACGGAGGCAGUGAGGCAGAGCCCAGAGCCCAGUGUGUUGAGUGUGGGCUGACAUUAUCCAAUGAAGCACUAAAACCGUCAAAAUUAAAGCGCCAUCUGGAAACCAAACAUCCGAAGCUCAUUGGAAAGCCAGUGGAUUAUUUCAAAAGAAAGGAUGAUGGGCUUCAGAUGCAGAGGAGGUCUAUCGUGUCACUGACUGGCGACGCUAAGUGUGCGUUAAAGGCCAGCUACCUCGUAGCCAGACGUGUGGCGCAGAGUAAGAAAGCGUUCACCAUAGCGGAGGAACUGGUUCUGCCUGCCGCUGUGGACAUGUGCCGUGAGAUGAUCGGUGAGGCUGCAGCAAAGAAGCUCAAGACCAUCCCGCUGUCGAAUGACAUUCUGGACGAGUCGACUGACGUCACGAAUGCUGCGCUGCUGUUGGUUUUUGUUCGCUACCGGUGGGAUAGCUCUUUGCAAGAAGACAUUCUGUUUUGUGGAGAACUUCCAACUCGAGCUACAGCUGAGGAAUGUUUCCGCUGCAUGGAUAACUACUUCACUGAGAAUGGCCUUGACUGGCAGAACUGUGUUGGAGUGUGCAGUGAUGGCGCAGCAUCAAUGACUGGCAGGCAUCGCGGUGUUAUCAAGCAGAUACUUGAUCUUGCGCCAGAAGCUAAAUGGACCCAUUGUUUUCUCCACCGUGAAAACCUUGCAAAAAAAAUGUCACCGGAGUUCCAUGAGGUGAUGGAUGUCACUGUGAAAACCAUCAACUUUAUUAAAAGUAAUGCUGUGAACUCCAGAUGUUUUGCUCAACUUUGUGAGGGCAUGGAAGCAGAUCAUGUCCAGCUGCUCUACCAUAGUGAGGUGAGAUGGCUCUCAAGAGGGCUUGUUCUCACACGGAUCUUUGAGCUUAGGAAUGAAAUUUUCUCCUUUCUCACUGAUAAGAAAUCUCCUCUUGCACAUCAUUACACCAACGCCACAUUCAUAGCUAAACUUGCCUACCUCUCUGACAUUUUUUCACUUCUGAACCAGCUGAACAUCUCACUUCAAGGGAGAAAUAGCAACAUAUUUUUUGUUGCAGACAAAGUUCAAGCUUUCCAGAAAAAACUUUCUUUGUGGAGUAAGAGGGCCCAUGAAGAGAGACUGGACAUGUUUCCACUUUUGUCUGACAUUUUGGAAAGCUCACCUCAGGUGAAGAUCAGUCAUUCAGUCUCUCAGCAUCUCUCACAUCUGGCAAAUAAAUUUGCUGAAUACUUUCCUGAGGAUCCCAGGGAGGGACACAUGUGGGUUGUGGACCCAUUUUCAGUUGAUCCCACUGAAAAUGAUGUUGCUUUGCCCUCACAUCUGGAAUCACAGCUUCUGGAAGUUUCCACUGACAGCACUUUAAAAGGGCAGUGGGGCAAACUGGACCUAGGUUCCUUCUGGAUUGUGGUCUCAAAGGAGUACCCACUUCUAGCACUGAGGGCUUUUAAAGUCCUUCUUCCUUUUACAACCACAUACCUGUGUGAAUCAGGAUUCUCAACUGUGGCCACAACUAAGACCAAGGCUCGCAGCAGACUCAGAGCAUCACUGGAGGCUACCCUUAGAGUGAGCCUUUCCCCCAUUCCACCCAGACUGGAUUUGAUCAUGUCUAAGAGACAGGCCCAAGUCUCGCAUUAAGAGGUUAACAUGAAAUGUGAUUUGUAGCAUGUUAAAAAACAGACUGUUGUGGCUGUUGUUAAUUUGUCACAGAUUUGGAGAGAAACAUAUGGUAAAAAAGUUAAGACCACUAAUUUGUCAAGUUCAUCAGCAUUUUGUAAGGUAAUAUUUUAAUUAGAACUUUAUUUAAGCGUCAUUUACAGUUUAUUUAAUUUCAAAAUUAUUUUCAAGUGUGCUUGCUUUAUUACCACACAAUUUUAUUUAUCAAAAUGCCUCAUAAAUGUUUUUGGAAUUCUAAUUUGUGCUAAGCAUGACAACUGUGGUUUACCUGUUCAGUGUGAAAAUAAAUGUCUUUGAGAUGA